CGGGGGUUGCUUCUCCCGCCGAAUAAUGGAAAUAGGCCCCGCAGCUGACACCUCCUUCCUCCUUUCCUUUUCUCGCUUAUUAUGCUCUCUCCUUAUCUCAUCAACCGCUUCGUCUUUACCCCUGUCCUUUAUCACACGCUCCCCUCUCCUCUGAAUCCCUUCCCUACUUCCUUGCUUUCAGUUUUAAUCUCUCUCUCUCUCUCUCAAAUCAUUGAAGCUUGUUAUUAGUCUUGCUUAUGGGUUCUCUCAUCUCUCUCACUUGAUCACCUCGCACCUUCCUUUUGCUUCUAGGAAGAAUCGGUCUUAAUGCUAUAUGUUAAGCUUUGGUAGAGGCUAACAGCUUUUUUCCCUCUCCCUUAAUGAGAUGAAGAUAUAACUGGUAAAAUAAUCAAUCAAUGGGUGGAAUUUGUUCAAGGAAGAGGGAUCAGCAGGUUAUCGAGAAUGGAGUCAGAACUGGGGUUUCUGGAAGGUAUAGCAAAAGUGGAAGUUCAAAGUGGCUGGGAACCUCACUUCCUCGACAGGUUGCGGACUUCCAGCCAGGAGGCAGCUGCCCAUCCCUCAUGGACUUAUGCAUACACAAAAUACGCGAGGAUGUUGAGAAAUAUAGCUCAUUUGCAGUGCUGCCAAGGGAUAUAACUCAGCAAAUCUUUAAUGACUUGGUAUUUUCGCAUUUUCUUAGUGAUGCUUCUCUUGAAGCAUUCAGAGAUUGUGCUCUUCAGGAUAUCCUUUUGGGUGAAUAUCCUGGAGUGAAGGACACCUGGAUGGAUGUUGUCUCUUCACAGGGAAAAUCUUUACUUUCUGUAGACCUUUCUGAUUCCGAUGUCACAGAUACUGGACUGGGUCUUCUCAAAGAUUGUUCAAACCUCGAAGUGAUGACUCUAAACCAUUGUGAAAAUAUUUCUGACCGUGGGCUGAAACACAUUAGUGGUCUUACCAACUUGACAUCCUUGAGUUUCAAAAAGUGCAAUGUUGUUACUGCUGAAGGGAUGCGUGUCUUUUCCAGUUUAGUUAAAUUAGAAAAGUUGGACUUGGAAAGGUGUUCACGAAUUCAUGGUGGACUUGUUCAUCUUAAAGGAUUAUUCAAGCUGGAGUCUCUUAAUGUUAGAUGUUGCAAGUGUAUUACAGAUUUGGACAUGAAGGCUCUCUCAGGUCUCACUAGCUUGAAGGAGUUGCAAGUUUCCAAUAGCAACAUUACUGAUCUGGGAGUUUCUUAUUUGAGAGGGUUGCAGAAGCUUGUUUUGUUGAACUUAGAAGGAUGUAAUAUUACCACUGGAUGCUUGGAUUCUAUCUCUGCUCUUGUUGCCCUUAUUUGUUUAAAUUUGAACAGAUGUGGUCUAUCUGAUGAGGAGUGGGAUAAAAUUUCUGGACUCAAAAAGUUGAAGGUGUUGAGCUUGGGAUUUAACAAUAUAACAGAUGCAUGUUUGGCGCAUGUAAAAGGCUUAACAAAUUUGGAAAGCUUGAACUUGGAUUCUUGUAAGAUUGGUGAUGAAGGGCUGGCUAAUUUGACAGGCCUUCCACUUAAAAGUUUGGAGUUGUCUGAUACUGAAGUUGGAAGCAAUGGGCUCCGCCAUCUUUCUGGUUUAACUCUUCUGGAGGACUUAAAUUUGUCAUUUACCUUAGUAACUGACAGUGGUUUAAGGAAGCUAUCUGAAUUGACAUCUCUUAGAUCACUGAACUUGGAUGCUCGCCAAAUUACAGAUGCGGGACUUGCAGCUCUUACAAGACUGACAGGAUUGGUACAUCUAGAUCUUUUCGGGGCUCGCAUUUCAGAUGCUGGAACAAAUUGUUUGCUACACUUCAAGAAUCUUGAGUGCCUUGAAAUCUGUGGUGGAGGAUUAACUGAUGCUGGGGUGAAAAAUAUUAAAGAAUUAGCCCACUUGACAGUACUGAAUCUAUCACAAAAUGCCAGCCUAACUGACAAAACCUUGGAGUUGAUUUCUGGAUUGUCAGAACUGGUAUCAUUGAAUGUUUCAAAUUCUCUCAUAACCAAUGAGGGAUUGCAGUAUCUGAAGCCUUUGAAGAAUCUACGCUCAUUAUCUUUGGAGUCUUGCAAGGUGACUGCAUCUGAAAUCAAGAAGCUCCAGUCAACAGCACUUCCCAAUUUGGUAACCUUUCGGCCGGAACAUUAAGAAAGCAAUUGUAGAUAUCCUGUAAAUAUUCUGUCAUCAACCUUCUGUGGCUUCAUGUACAGUUUAAUAAAUUUUUAUUGUAAAAGGAACAUAUGGGUUGCGCACAAGAAUGUGAAUGGUGUGCAGUAGGCCAAUGGUAUAUGUAAAUAUGGCUUGAUGCUGAUGAAUUGUAUAUAGUGGCUGGUGGUCGGUGGUCGGUGCAAACUAAUGUCUAUGCCUUGUAAUAGAACUCCAUUUUUGCAGAGUAUCAAACUCUGCUAGUGGAAUUAAUUAAACCAGAAAUAUGCAUAUGAAUUGUAAUUAUAAGAGUUAUCUUAGUAUUAUUUGUA
Messenger RNA from Manihot esculenta (cassava), 2458 nucleotides. Its product is annotated as F-box/LRR-repeat protein 14. The transcript is spliced from 16 exons. Gene Ontology annotation, cellular component: SCF ubiquitin ligase complex. NCBI's taxonomy places the organism in Eukaryota, Viridiplantae, Streptophyta, Magnoliopsida, Malpighiales, Euphorbiaceae. Gene Ontology annotation, biological process: SCF-dependent proteasomal ubiquitin-dependent protein catabolic process. The coding region runs from base 396 to 2129 and encodes 577 amino acids. The record is from RefSeq and is a predicted model, not a curated record. Gene Ontology annotation, molecular function: protein binding.